UAUUCACAUUCAAGUGCAUCAAGCUCAACAAGUGAAAUAAUUCGUUAGAACUAGUGUUAUUGUGAAAUAAAUACAUAUAUAUUAUGGCUUGUACAAAAUUUUUAACUUUUAAUAAUGGCCUGAAAAUGCCCAUUCUAGGCAUUGGCACAUGGCAGGCUUCCGAUGAAGAAAUCGAAACCGCAAUCGAUGCAGCUCUAGAGGCGGGUUACCGCCACAUCGACACCGCCCCGGUUUAUGAGAACGAGAAAGCAAUUGGACGUGUGCUGAAACGCUGGUUGGAUGCUGGCAAGCUGAAGCGAGAGGAUCUCUUCAUUGUGACCAAGUUGCCGCCGCCAACCAACCGUCCACACGAGGUGGAGCCAACCAUAAAGAAAUCACUGGCGGAUCUGCAACUCGAAUACGUGGAUUUGUAUCUGAUACAUACUCCCUUUACCGUGUGCAUCAAUGAGGAUGGCAGCUUCAAGUUCAAGGCAGACGGUACCAUUGAGAUUGAUCCAACCACUAAUCAUGUUGCCACUUGGGCCGCAAUGGAGAAGCUCAUUGAAAAAGGGCUGGCCAAAUCAAUCGGAGUGUCCAACUUCAGCAAGGAGCAAGUGCAGCGAAUCCUGAACAAUUGCAAGAUACGUCCGGCCAACAACCAAGUGGAGCACCACGUCUAUUUGCAACAACGUGAUCUGAUAGAUUACUGCAAAGCAGAAAAGGUCACAGUCACGGCAUACUCGCCCCUAGGCUCCAAGGGCAUUGCCAAGCUCAAUGCUUCUGUCGGCUUGGUGCGUGAGUUGCCCGACCUGUUGGACAUUGAAGAGGUAAAACAGAUAUCUGCGGGACAUGGCAAGACGCCAGCACAGGUUUUGUUGCGUUGGAUCAUCGAUUGUGGAGUGGCGGCAAUACCGAAGAGCACGAAUCCGAACCGCUUAAAACAAAAUCUUGACAUAUUUGACUUUGAACUUAGUCCCGAGGAGGUGGCCAAGCUAUGUGCGCUAGACCAAAACUUACGUAUCUGUGACUUUUCCUUCUUUCGUGGUGUCGAGAAACAUCCGGAGUUCACCUUUAAGAACAAAUUCAACAACUAAAGAAAUUAUAAAAACAUUUUAUUUAAAUGCAUUCUACAUUUUUUAAAUAGUUUUAGCACACCGUUAAUAAAAAUAUUUACUAUCGCACCCAA
Scaptodrosophila lebanonensis is the source of this 1165-nucleotide messenger RNA. Its product is annotated as aldo-keto reductase family 1 member A1. Lineage: Eukaryota; Metazoa; Arthropoda; Insecta; Diptera; Drosophilidae. The transcript is spliced from 4 exons. Gene Ontology annotation, cellular component: cytosol. The record is from RefSeq and is a predicted model, not a curated record. Gene Ontology annotation, molecular function: aldose reductase (NADPH) activity. Bases 84 to 1073 code for a protein of 329 amino acids.